Linum trigynum is the source of this 357-nucleotide messenger RNA. The record is from the annotation of a GenBank genome assembly. NCBI's taxonomy places the organism in Eukaryota, Viridiplantae, Streptophyta, Magnoliopsida, Malpighiales, Linaceae.
AUGUUCGCCAUGAAUAGCACAACAUGGAAGAAGCUAAUGAGUGGAGGCAACAUUAUGAUGAUGCUUCCCAAAAUCUUUCUGAGGCUGUGGAAAGAGGAAGAGGUUGCUAAGAAGCCCCUAGACCAUGGAGGAGGAGGUCUACCUCACAUCGAAACUCUUCAUUCUAGUGAUCCCUUGAGCCUCCAAAAUAACUAUGGGACCAUGGGAGAGGCAGAUAACCUACCUGCGGAGUUGAUGCCACUUGAAAAUUCUCCAUUGGAGGUUGUUGCAAUAAUUGUGGUUAGCAAGAAUAUGGGCGCACCCCCUUCCAUCCACGCUCACAAUGCACAUACCCACAAUCUGCCCCUGCUUUUCUAG